Molecule: messenger RNA, 8256 nt
Organism: Rhincodon typus (whale shark)
Lineage: Eukaryota; Metazoa; Chordata; Chondrichthyes; Orectolobiformes; Rhincodontidae
Gene: obsl1a
Product: obscurin like cytoskeletal adaptor 1a
Exons: 23
Coding region: 109-6348 (2079 amino acids)
Molecular function (GO): protein binding
Source: RefSeq, a predicted model, not a curated record
CGCCCGCUCCUCUUGCUAAAUGGUACUGGCGAAAAGGUGCUCAGAUUAUUUUGCUCGUUUUUAGGUGCCUGACCAGAAAAGACUCAUUCGAUCCCUGAGUAUUCGUCAAUGGAUGUCUUUGGUGGCGCUCCGAGAUUUUUAUCGUAUCCCAGGACGUUCACGGUGCCCAAUGGGGCAGACGCCGUUCUCAAAUGCCAGAUCAUUGGGGACCCUCGUCCAACGGUGAUCUGGGAAAGGGACAAGACACAGAUCUCCCCUCGCGGUCGCUACCGGUUCCUGGAGGACGGCAAUGUCUAUAACCUGGUGGUGUCGCGGGCCAGGGUGGAAGACAGUGGGCAGUACAUCUGCAAGGCCAAGAACGGGGUGGGGGAGACCUACGCGGCCGCCACCCUCAAGGUGGAGGAGUGUGACGGGAACCCGAAGAACCGGCCGGCCUUCGUGGUCAAACCCACCUCGGCCAGAGUGGUCCGCGGCCACGACGUGGUCUUCACCGGGCGGUUGGCCGGCUCCCCGAUGCCGGCGGUGACCUGGGAGAAGGACGGCAAGAAGCUGAGCGAGAUCUUCGAGAGCGGGCAUUUCAGCGAGGGCUGCGACGGUGGAGGAUGGCACCACCUGAAGGUCUUCAACGCCCGCAUGCCCGACGGGGGGGUGUACCUCUGCAAGGCGCGCAACCUUUUCGGCGAGGCCAUGUCGGCGGCCGUCCUCCUCGUGGACCCAGGCGACGCCCCCAACGAGCCAGCCCCACCCACAACCGCCACCAACGGUCUUGGGGUUAGCGAAGGGUCAGGUGCCCAACGGAUCCGGCGCGAGGCGCGGCGCGGGAAAAGGCAUCGCCUCGCUCACCGCGAGCCGCAGUCAGUCUCCGGCGUCGCCUGCCAGAGCCAGGGUACAGAAGAGCCACCGAGGGCCUGCAAAGUGAAAGUCUUCUCCGUGACGGAGGGCAAGCACGCGAAGUUCCGCUGUUAUGUCACCGGGAAGCCCAAGCCAGAGAUUUUCUGGAGGAAGGACGGCAGGCUGAUCGUCCCCGGUAGGCGUCACCUCCUCUACGAGGACAGGGAGGGCUACUUCAUCCUCAAGGUGCUGUACUGCAAGCAGCAGGAUAAUGGCCUCUAUGCUUGUGCAGCCUCCAAUGCGGCUGGUCAGACCCUUAGCUCAGUGCUGCUCAACGUCAAAGAACCUCUCAUCAAAUUUAAGAGCCAGUUGCAGGAUGUCGAGGUGAACGAGAGGGAGCAGGCAAUCCUGGAGUGUGAGGUCCCGGGAGACUCAAUCCCAGCUGUCUGGUAUCUUGAAGACCGCAAGUUACACGCCAGUGCCAAGUACAUCAUCGAGCAGCAAGGAGCAGUGCAUCGCCUUACCAUCAAGGAUGUAACCAUGGAUGAUGAUGGGGUUUACCUCUGUGAGAUGAAAAAUGGCGGCAGGAGCAUUGCUGAGGUGGCAGUAAAAGGUAAAAUUGUGAAGCGAUUACCAAGGAAACUGGAUGUACUGGAGGGAGAGAACGCAGCCUUCUGUGUAGACCUUGAUGAGGAGAAUGUGGAGGUGUCCUGGUACAAGGAUGGGGAGCUGCUGACCGAAUCCCACAAAACAAUCAUCAAGUCCUUCGGGAAAACCCACAUUCUGGUCUUUGUUAAUGUCACAGCGGAAGAUUCCAGUGUCAUCACCUUCGUUAUCAGUGACUCCAAAUCAUCGUCGCAGCUCCGUGUGAAACCCAGAAGACAUGUACCUCCUAGCACUCCAGAGAAUGUAUGGAUGAGCUGUGAGAAGCCCAAUGUAGCCUCACUGCUGUGGGCAUCACCAUCCGAUUGCCAACGGAGUGAGGUGAUGGGUUAUGUGAUCGAGAGGCAGGAGCAGGGCACUGAGGAGUGGGUGCGCUGCCUGACCACUGAGGGCAGCACAACGGUGGAGAUCCUGGGAGAGAGCGUUCCCAACGAGGCCCGCUACCGAUUCCGGGUCUGCUCCAUCAACAACUAUGGGAGGAGUGAGCAGGUGGAAUUCCCUGGAGUGGUACACCUAGUGCCUUCAGCGAGGAUUCGGACUCACCUGAGUGAUAUGACGGUGUAUCAGGACUCUGAUGCAGAGUUCACUAUCGAGCUGUCCACCUCGGUCCUUGGAACAUGGCACAUGAAGGGGCAACAGCUUCACAAUGAUCAAAGGUUCAAGAUCGACCAGUCUAGGACACGUCACUCAUUGCUGAUCAGAGGAGUCAAAGUGGAGGAGAAUGAGUCCGAGAUAACAUUUGUCGCUCACGGAGUGCGAGACUCGGCCGUUCUGUUUGUCAAAGCUGUCCCGGUGAAGAUCACACUGGGUCCUGGGAUGGAGACCAUGCAGCAGAUCACAGCCUCUGAGUCGAUUGUCCUUUGUUGCGAGGUAUCAAGGCCCAAUGUUGAGGUCCACUGGUGUAAAGACGGAGAGAUCCUCACCCCGAGUGACCGUGUCUCUGUCCAUUCAUCAGGCCACGUUCGGAAGCUCAUCGUCCAGUCUGCCUGCUUGUCAGAUUCUGGACAGUACGUCUGCAAUGCUGCUGAGGAUGUCCUCAUGUUUACAGUAAAUGUUUUGGAAUCUCCAGUGAGGAUAGUGAAUACGACCGAUGAUACAAAGAUGGAGUAUCUCACUUCAGAAUGCAUUGUGUUGACCUGUGAGCUCUCCCGCCCCAACGCUGAAGUGAAAUGGUACAAAAAUGGACUGGAAGUCGAGGGAAGUGGAAAGGUCAAGAUGGAGUCACAUGGAGUCCACAGGAGUCUAAUUAUUGAGAAGGCUGGAACGGAAGAUUCUGGAGAAUACGUCUGUGAUGCUGGGGAUGAUUCCAUCUUUUAUGACAUCACCGUGAGAGAACCUCCAGUAAGAAUUGUCAGCAGUUCCUCUCCAGAAUUGAGCGUACUGACUGGGGAUGAGGUUGUCCUCUCGUGUGAGUUGUCACGGCCUGAGGCGAAGGUGAGAUGGUACAAGGACGGGCUGGAGGUGGAAUGGACCAAGAGGUCCACAGUGGAAGUGGACGGAAGUCACAGGAGGCUGACCAUACACCCCAUUACAAUAGGGGAUCGAGGGACAUACCUGUGUGAUGCAGUCGACGACUCGGCCAGGUUUGAAGUGGCUGUGUCUGAGCCUCCAAUAAGAAUCGUCAACAGUUCCUCGCCAGUUUUGAGUGUACUAACGGGGGGUAAGGUUGUCCUCUCGUGUGAGCUCUCACAGCCCAGUGCUGAUGUGAGGUGGUACAAGGAUGGAGUGGAGGUGGAGCAGAGUGAGAGGUCCACAGUGGAGGUGGACGGAGGACGCAGGAGGCUGACCAUCCGCCAGGCCAGAUUGGGGGACUGUGGGACAUACCUAUGCGAUGCAGUUGAUGACUCAGCCAAGUUUGAAGUCACUGUGUCCGAGCCACCGGUCAAGAUAAUUAGACAGAUUGAGGGUCCGACAGAGCACAAGUACUUGACUUCCGAGGAUGUUACACUUCAUUGUGAGCUGACUCGGCUGGAUGGUGUUGCCAAAUGGUACAAGGAUGGGGAGAAGGUGGUGGAAAACGAGAGGAUCUCCAUUGGGAGUGAAGGAACAUUCCGGUCACUGCAAGUACUGGAUGCUCGGAUGACAGACUCGGGAGAGUACCUCUGUGAUGUCCGGAGUGACAGCAUUGUAUUCAGAGUGUGCGUGGAAGAUCCUCCCGUGAUGAUUGUUGGAAGCUCUCAGAUCUCGGAAGAUCGCAGUUUCAUUGAGUCUGAGACCAUUGCCAUGACGUGUAAACUAUCCCGUCCAGAUGUGCAGGUUUACUGGUACAGGGAUGGGAUGGAGCUGCAGCCCAGUGACAAAAUCAGGAUUGAAUCACGGGGUCUGACACGGGAGCUGAUGAUCUUUGACUCCGAGCCAUCUGAUUCUGGACAAUACAUCUGUGAUGCUGGCUCAGACAAACUGACGUUUAAAGUGACUGUCACAGAGGCCCCGGUGUUGUUUACAAACAAGGAGAAGCAUCCAGAAGAAGUUUACGCCAAUGAAAAUGGACAGGCUGUGCUUGCAGCCAUCGUCUCCAAGGAUCCAGCCAAUGUCACCUGGUAUCGCCACAAAGAGCAGGUGACCAAGGGAGAAAAGUAUGAGAUGAAGAGUGAGUCGCGGGUGCACAGUCUGAUCAUUAAGAAUGUCCUGAAGGAAGAUACUGGGUUCUACAUCUGCCGCUCCACAGAUGAUGAGAUGAUCUUCAAUGUGAACAUGACCGAGCUGCCGCUCACAUUUGUGCUGAAGCUGGAGGACGUGUGCGUUCAGAGAUAUGGCUCCAUCACCCUGUGGUGUGAACUCAACAAGGUCAAGGGUGACGUCAUAUGGCUGAAGGAUGGGAAAGAGGUCCAACCUAGUCGCAAGUACGUCAUCCGAGCUGAGGGGCGACUGCGAGCCUUGACCCUAUGCAAAGCGACACUUGACGAUCAGGGGGAAUACUCAUGCGAGUCUAAGGAUGACAAGACGGUGGCAAGAGUGUCCGUGAGAGUUCCCCGGGUCGUGGAGUUCAUCUCUGACCUCCGCAGUAUCACUGUGCAGGAGGGAGAUGACGCUAACUUCAAGUGCAUGGUGUCCCCGGAGGAUGUGAGGCUGUCCUGGCGAGUGCAUGGCACCGAAAUUCCACUGGGUAGCACGAAAUACGUGACCUCACGGAACGGCCUGUGUCACAUGCUGCUAAUACGGGACUGCCAGCUUGCAGACACCAGCCAAGUGAUAGCAGAGGCUGAGGGAAUCGUCUCCAGUGCCAACCUUCAGGUGCAAGAGACCCAGGUUGUAUUCACCAGGAAGCUGGUGAGCGUGACAACAGAGGAACGGCAAGAUGCUACCUUUGAGGUCGAGGUAAGCAAUGAGUUAGCCGAGGUCCAGUGGAUGAAGCAGGGGGUGGUCAUCCAGCACAGUCCAAAGUUCAUGCUGCAGCGGGACGGCAGGAUCAGGCAGCUAAUAGUGUGUGACACUGUGUUCGCCGACCGAGGGAAUUACCGCUGUGAGACUCUGCAUGACAGAACGCAGGCCAAACUCAGUGUUGAACCUCGAAGGAUAUCAGUGAAGAAGCCCCUGGAAGACGUGGAGAUCUUUGAGAAGGAAGCUGUCACCUUACAGGUGGAAUUAUCCCACCCAGACGUUGAUGGCGUAUGGAUCAAAGAUGGUAUCCGAGUGAAGCCCAACAACAACCGACGGAUCAGCUGCACGGGAAGAGUCCACAGCCUCACACUGUCCGCACUGACGCUUGAGGACUCAGGCACUGUCAUAUUCCAGGCCGACAAUGUCCGCAGCACCUCACGGAUAACAGUCAGAGAACCCCCCGUGACAUUCUUGAAGGAACUAAAAGAUCUGCGGGUUCCAGAAACAACUGUUAUCACCUUGGAGUGUGAGCUGUCCCGGCCCAAUGUAGAAGUCACCUGGUAUAAGGAUGACUUGGAAAUGAAACCCAAUAAAAACAUCCGGAUUUAUUCAAUGGGGAGGAAGAGGAUUGCUUAUUUAGGGAAAUGUGGAGUUCAAGAUUCUGGAACUUAUUCCUGUGACACUGGCGAAUGCAAAACCUUGGGCAAGCUGGAGGUGUUUGAACAGGAAAUUCAGAUUGUGAAGGAGCUAGAGGAUCAGGAGAUUCAAGAGAACGACAAUGCAGUCUUCGUCUGUGAAGUGUCCCAUGCAGAAGUGAAGAGUGAAUGGUUACAGAAUGGAAAUAGAAUCAAAUCAAACAGCAGUGUCAAAAUUAGACAGGAGGGUACCAAACAUUUCUUGCUGAUCUGCAAGGUGAGGGCGGAGGAUGCUGGAGAAAUUCGAUUCAGAGCCAAGAAUGCCGAGUCUGUCGCUCGACUAGAUGUCAAUGAGUUGCCAGUCAAGAUUGUGAAACCUCUGCGGGAUAAGACGGCGCUGGAGAAACACAAGGUCAUCCUGGAGUGUAAAGUCUCCAAGCCACAUGCCCAUGUGCGUUGGUACCGGGGAGGUGAGGAGCUCUGUGCCACCAGCAAGUACGAAAUCUGCAGUGAGGACUGCUACCGGCAGCUGGUCAUCCAUGAUGUCAGCUUCAAGGAUGAGGACACUUACACCUGUGAUGCCUUUGAUGACUGCUCGUCUGCCAAGCUACUUGUGGAAGAGCAAGCCAUUUUGAUAGUGAAGGACCUGAUGGAUGUGGAGGUGACAGCCCCUGACGCAAUCCAGUUGGAAUGUGAGGUGUCAGUGCCCGUGAUCAGAGCCCCUCAGUGGAGCCUGAAUGGACAGCUCCUUCGGAACGGGGAUGGGGUCCACAUGGAAAACAGAGGUACUAUCCAGCGGCUGAUCCUCAGCAACACCUCCCCUGACAUGAGUGGAGUGGUGAAAUUCACUGCAGGGAAGGCAAGCUGCAGUGCUAAGCUCACCGUGAAAGGUGAAUAGAAGGAAUGGGUUGGACCAGAUUCACUCUCCACCUGGGAAUCGAACACACAGAGACAAACACACACACACUUGCACGCUCCAGGGAAACACUGUCACUGGACCCUAAAGUCAGUCAUGUUUUACAGCCUGCUUUUAGGGACUGCUCAAUUCACCUUCAGCUUGAAAAGAGGCAACAUCGCCUGGAGAAUUCUCCAAGUCUCCCCCUCUGCUCACUGACUCAGGAUAAACCGAGCUAGUGCAUUGCGGACGGUGCCAAUUUCCCCUGGGUUGUUCUGGAAUGAAUCUUGCAGAUGUGGCUGCUCACCAAACCCAGGAGUAACAUUGUAAUAGCAUUGUUUCAAAAACAAACUGAGUGCUAUUUAAUCGGCAUGAAACUCUUGAGUUAUAAAAAUAUCAGAGGCGUGGGCAAAAAGCACAAUCGAUUAAGUUGAAAAUCAAAUUAGUUGAAAAUCAAAUUAGUUGAUUUCAUCUGGGUGAUGCUGAUGGUGGGGGGUACAGGGGCCACAGUUGCCCCCAAGUUUUCCUGGGUCGAGAGGGGGAAUAGAAACCUUUCCUUGUCAGAGUGUCCUUAGAGAGGGAGAAUGCAGUGCCCACGGUUUCCUUCAAGUUCUCUAUGACCAGCAGACACAGUGAGGACUAGAAUGCAUAUCCCCCACCCCACCCACCAAAAACAACAUUGUGGGAAUUAAAUUUGUAAUUUUCCUUUGACUUUUGUUACAGUGACCAUUAGGGGCUGUUAAUUCUAAUUUUAAUUUCACCACCGUCUUAUUUUUAAAACAGUAAACACAUUCAGGGUCCCAGCACGGAAUCACUGUCCAACCAAAAGCUUGGCUGUGAUGCUCCUUAAGUUCAAAUCGUGCUGUAAUAUACACAUACGCUGACAUACACACAGAGCUUAGUCCAUCUGGGCGGCCAACAAAAUCCAGAGUAAUCCAGUGUAUUCGGACCUCUGUCAUUGCCAACCAUUGCAAAUACUCCACAUUCAAGAUCCUGAUCCAAGUUAGCUUACCUGCUCCACUGUAUAGCUCUCGGAUCUCCACUGAACAAAUUAUUUUUCCAUUUUGUGUGGGCUCCAGAAGUGUGGCCCCCUCCUAUACCUAAAUGUCUUCCACAGCCAUGACAAAGUCUUAGUAAUCACCAGUCUCCAAGUGCACCUGCUGCCAAAAAUUCAUAUCUGUGCUUUUGGUUCCUUCAGCCUUCACAUUUCCAAUUGUGGCACAGUAACCCUUCCACUUUCUGCAAUCUCUCGUUUAUCUGAAACUCUGCUACAUGUGUCCUAACUUGCAACAAGUCCUGUUCAUCUGACACUCCAAUUUUGUAAAUAUUCAAGCGGUACUCCCCCAGAUCAAAGUUGCUGGAAUUUAAUUCUUUUCUGUGAAGGUGUUCACUCAAGGUGGCAUCACCUGUUGAAUUUAAUGCUUUUCCCUGACAUUGACCCCAGUGUUGUCAGUUAGUUCGCCUUCCUGACCUUUGCGCUUCAUCUUCUUUUCACCACAGCCCAGAGCCUGUACCUUCAGUCAAAGAGCACUUCAACUCUUAAUUCCCUUGCCUCCUUCAAGACUAACCCCAACUUCAAAAACCCAGAUCAGUGACCAAAUUGAUGGUUGCUCUCCCCUAAUUUCUGGUUCAUCUCUGCCCCUAUUUGUUUGAACCACUUUGAUCUCCAUCUGUGCACAGGUUCCGACAAGGUUCCCUAAUAGUUGCCUUACUAUAUUCUGAUAAAGGAAUAUCAGUUAGUGUGAAGAUUGCACAUAUUACACUCCAAUGCAGUCCUAGCAAUGCACUGGUUAGCAGACAGUGUGAAUCAUUGGCGUUUAUUAUGGCUGUUGUCCAGGGAUCUUCACAGUGCUCGAUUCCAGACAGCUACACAAUUGUUUUGUGAUGCUAUUACCUCCUAUAUAAAAAAAG